AUGCGCGUAUGCACGCAGUUUUCGAUUCCCUUACUGCUAGCGCAUACUGUCGCUGCGAAGUAUUUUCCACCCACACCAAAGGAUUUGACGGUUGUGGAGUCCAAAUUCCAAGAAGGCGUAACAUUAUCAUACAAACAGACCAAUAUUUGCGAGACCACUGAAGGAGUCAGAUCAUUCACCGGUUACGUUCACCUCCCACCGCAUUCGUUGGAUGGCGUGGACGUCUAUCAGAAUUAUGACAUCAAUACAUUUUUCUGGUACUUUGAAGCCCGCAACGAUCCUGAGAAUGCCCCGUUGACAAUAUGGAUAAACGGCGGACCUGGGUCAUCCUCAAUGAUCGGAUUGUUCCAGGAACAUGGCCCCUGCUCUGUUAACAACGACUCUAGUACGACAACUCCGAAUCCUUGGUCUUGGAAUAAUAAGGUCAACAUGCUGUACAUUGAUCAGCCGAAUCAAGUUGGUUUCAGCUAUGACACGGUGACAAACGUCUCUGUGAACACCAGAUCGAUCCGCCCGUCUCAACAGUUGCAGCCGACCGAUUAUUCAGAUGGAGUGCCAGAGCAAAACAAUACGUUCUUCGUUGGCACGGCUAGCACCCAGAACGGAAAUUUCUCUGCGAACACUACCAUGAACGCCGCGCGCUCUUUAUGGCAUUUCGCACAGGUGUGGUUCCAGGAAUUCCCAGAGUAUAAAUCCAAUAACGAUAGGGUUAGUAUGUGGACUGAGACCUAUGGCGGUCGCUAUGGACCAGCGUUCAGCGCUUUUGUCCUUGAUCAGAAUGAAAGGAUCAGGAACGGUACAAUCACUACUGAGGGCCAAAAGCAUAUCAUCAACUUUGACUCUCUUGGCAUAAUUAACGGAUGUAUCGAUUACCUUACUCAAGCGUUGUCCUACCCCCGAUACUCCUAUAACAAUACUUAUGGGAUUCAACUGAUUAACGAGACCGUCUACAACACUGCCAUUCAGGACUUCGACGGGCCUGGUGGCAAUCGAGAAAAGAUCGCCAAUUGCCGAAGGCUCGCCGCCGAAGGAGAUCCAAACAUGUAUGGGCACAAUGACACUAUCAACGAAGCUUGCCGCACCGUCCCGCGUUUAGAAGGCUAUUAUCUUCAGGGCGGGCGAGGAUACUACGAUAUCGGCCACCUUGCUGUCGACCCGUUCCCCCCAAAUUACUAUCUGGGGUAUUUGAGUCAAGCUCAUGUGCAAGAAGCGAUGGGUGUUCCCGUCAAUUUCACUUCGCUAGCCCGGGGCGGCUAUCUUGGUUUUGGGGCGACUGGAGAUUAUAUAAGGACCGAUGCCCGCGGGUAUCUCGGGGAUAUUGGUUAUCUCUUGGACUCAGGGGUCAAAGUUGCUCUGAUUUAUGGAGAUAGGGAUUACGCGUGCAACUGGAUUGGAGGCGAGGAUGUUAGCUUGGCGGUUGAAUAUUCCGACUCAGAUAGAUUCAGGGCCGCGGGGUAUGCUGAUAUCCAUACGAAUGACUCUUACAUUGGAGGACAAGUCCGACAGUACGGCAACUUCUCAUUCUCGAGAAUUUACCAAUCGGGCCUUCAAGUUCCUGCUUAUCAACCGGAGACCGCAUAUGAACUGUUUACCCGCGUUCACUCCAACCGAGAUAUCGCCACCGGUGAAAUCGACACCGCGAGGGAGGUUACCUACAGCACGUCCGGCUCAUCGACAACCUUCCAGGUUAAGAAUGAGGUUCCGCCACUCCCAGAUCCAGAGUGUUAUAUUCUCCAAUUUGGCACUUGCACGACCCAGCAGAUUUAUAAUGUUGGAAAUGGAACGGGUCUAGUGAGGAAUUACAUUUUGAUUGAUGAUGAUGAUGAUGCAACUCCAGUACGACCGGUACAGCACCGAUGGUGA
Molecule: messenger RNA, 1863 nt
Organism: Uncinocarpus reesii 1704
Lineage: Eukaryota; Fungi; Ascomycota; Eurotiomycetes; Onygenales; Onygenaceae
Exons: 2
Coding region: 1-1863 (620 amino acids)
Biological process (GO): proteolysis
Cellular component (GO): fungal-type vacuole
Molecular function (GO): serine-type carboxypeptidase activity
Source: RefSeq, a predicted model, not a curated record